Messenger RNA from Neltuma alba, 2737 nucleotides. RefSeq names its product protein TRANSPORT INHIBITOR RESPONSE 1. The transcript has 3 exons. NCBI's taxonomy places the organism in Eukaryota, Viridiplantae, Streptophyta, Magnoliopsida, Fabales, Fabaceae. Gene Ontology annotation, biological process: SCF-dependent proteasomal ubiquitin-dependent protein catabolic process. Gene Ontology annotation, cellular component: SCF ubiquitin ligase complex. Bases 175 to 1929 code for a protein of 584 amino acids. The record is from RefSeq and is a predicted model, not a curated record. Gene Ontology annotation, molecular function: protein binding.
UCUGCGCUCCCUCUCCCCUCCCUCCCUCCUUCCCUGCCAACUACAACCUCCUCCUCUGGUGUCUAUGGCGUCUCAGAUCUAACAGUACCGCCCAGUUGCUUCUGCCCCGCUUCCUUCAUCCGCAUCUUUUCCCUUAACCGCUUCGCCCUGUGGGAACACUUCUUGCUGUUCCAAAUGCGGAGAAUCUCUUACUCCUUCCCCGAGGAAGUCCUCGAGCACGUCUUCUCUUUCAUUCACUCCGACCAGGACCGCAACGCCAUCUCCUUGGUCUGCAAGUCAUGGUAUGAGAUCGAGCGUUGGUGCAGGAGGAGCAUUUUCGUCGGCAACUGCUAUGCUGUUAGCCCUAUGAUGGUGGUCAAACGGUUCCCCAAGCUGAGAUCCAUUUCGCUCAAAGGAAAGCCUCACUUUGCGGACUUCAAUUUGGUUCCUGAGGACUGGGGUGGCUAUGCCUGCCCUUGGAUCGAGGCCAUGGCUAGUGCCUAUCCGUGGCUAGAGGAGAUCAGGCUCAAGAGGAUGGUCAUAACGGACGAGAGCUUGGAGCUGAUUGCUAAAUCAUUCAAGGACUUCCAAGUCUUGGUAUUGUCCUCUUGUGAGGGAUUUAGUACCGAUGGACUGGCUGCCAUUGCUGCCAAUUGCAGGAAUUUAAGGGAGUUGGACUUGCGGGAGAGCGAAGUGGAUGACCUUAGCGGGCAUUGGCUAAGCCAGUUUCCUGAUUCAUUUACAUCGUUAGUUUCCCUUAACAUCUCGUGCUUAGGUUCUGAGGUGAGUAUAUGUGCCCUAGAGCGCCUGCUGGCUAGGUGUCCCAACUUGCAGUCUCUUCGCCUCAACCGUGCUGUGCCCCUUGAAAGGCUAGUCAACCUAAUUGGCCGGUCACCCAACUUGGUUGAGUUAGGCACAGGAACUUACUCAAGUGAGAUGCAACCUGAUGUCUUCUCAGACCUAUCAAGAGCUUUUGUAGGGUGUAAACAACUGAAGAGCUUAUCUGGCUUUUGGGAUGCAAUACCCUACUACCUUCCGGCCGUCUAUCCUAUCUCUUCCAGGCUUACUUCACUAAACUUGAGUUAUGCUACUACUGAGAGUCCCUAUCUCAUCAAGCUUCUCAGUGAAUGCCGGAAUUUGCAGCGCUUAUGGGUGCUGGAUUACAUAGAAGAUUCUGGCCUGGAAGCCCUUGCGGCAUCAUGCAAGGAUUUGAGGGAGUUGAGGGUGUUUCCAUCUGAUCCAUUUGGGCUAGAACCAAAUGUUGCAUUAACGGAAAGGGGCCUUGUUUCUGUGUCUGAAGGCUGCCCCAAGCUUCAGUCGGUUCUCUAUUUCUGUCGCCAAAUGUCUAAUGCUGCCCUCACUACGAUUGCCAGGAACCGGCCUAACAUGACUCGGUUUCGCCUUUGUAUUAUUGAGCCUCAAAAGCCUGACUACCUUACUCUUCAACCACUGGAUGCGGGCUUUGGAGCAAUUGUAGAGCAUUGCAAGAACCUUCAGCGCCUAUCCCUUUCUGGUCUUCUUACGGAUCGUGUUUUUGAGUACAUUGGAAGACAUGGGAAGAAACUUGAGAUGCUUUCUGUGGCAUUUGCUGGAGAUAGUGAUCUGGGGCUUCAUUAUGUACUGUCUGGGUGUGACAACCUGAGGAAGCUGGAGGUCAGGGACUGCCCCUUUGGUGAUAAGGCCCUCCUGGCGAAUGCUGCAAAGCUGGAGACAAUGCGAUCCCUUUGGAUGUCCUCUUGCAAUGUGAGCUUUGGAGCAUGUAAGCUGUUGGGUCAGAAAAUGCCUAGACUUAAUGUUGAAGUCAUUGAUGAAAGGGGCCAUCCGGAUUCAAGGCCAGAGAGUUGUCCCGUGGAGAAACUCUAUGUAUACAGGACCAUAGCAGGACCGAGAACGGACAUGCCUGGCUUUGUUUGGCGAAUGGAAUAUGAUUCCGCAUUAAGGUUUUCUUGAGUGGUUGUAGCGUAGAUUGAGUGAACAAAUGGCACACUACAGGCGCAUCUGGUGAGGAUCGUCAAUGGCAGGUACAUGCAUACUCUCAGUAAGCUGGUCACAUGAUGAGAUUUACUGUUGCCUGGCUUAGACAAGUGCAGUUAUGGAUAUGGUUGGUGUUUGAGCUAUGUACCGGAUGAUAUGGAGGCUCGUGCUCCUUUGCCAUUCAUUUUACGCUUUGGGGCUGCGCUACGGGAUCUUGAGUAGUUAUGAAUAAGUUAAUAAAUAGACUGAAUUUUUGCAAGUGCAUGUGAUGGAGUCAUAUAAUUCUUCUUUCGAGGUAUAUUCUACGGACUUGCGCGUAGUUCAUGCUCGCUGCCUUUAUAUGGUGCAGUAAGAUAUUGUGGAAUCGUUUGUGAUUCAGUCAAUAAAAUUCAGAUUCAAAUGCACAGGCCAGUGGGUGUCCCUACGAUGUUGUUGUCAGAAUAGUAUUGUGCAUUCUCGUUCACCCCCGUGAUGGCAUUGUCGAAUGUCUCAUUUUAGCGGGCAUGUGACUUGCUAUGGAAGUUUACUGUUGUUUAAACAAAUUUUAAUGUUAGUAAAAUUUUAAGUGAAGGUGUGAUAUUGAAUUCUUAACUAUUUUUUUAAAGACGAUUGAGUUAUUCGACCCCGAGAUUAGCCCGGUGCAUCUGUGCGCGCAGUACUUGUUUUAACAUCUUACAUGAAUACGAAAAAUGCGACUAUAAUUACAAAUAAAUUGUAUUGCCUUGCCUGUAAAGUUGAUGACAAUGACAUCGAGGGGAAAAAGUGAUUUGGUCUUUUGGCCUCA